Phytophthora nicotianae INRA-310 is the source of this 2136-nucleotide messenger RNA. RefSeq lists its product as hypothetical. Gene Ontology annotation, molecular function: methyltransferase activity; acyltransferase activity, transferring groups other than amino-acyl groups. Bases 44 to 1720 code for a protein of 558 amino acids. The record is from RefSeq and is a predicted model, not a curated record. The transcript has 5 exons. Gene Ontology annotation, biological process: methylation. Lineage: Eukaryota; Oomycota; Peronosporomycetes; Peronosporales; Peronosporaceae.
CCGGUAUUGUAUACUGCAAACGUAUACAUCAGAUUUGCUGGACAUGGUUUCGCCGAUGACAUCCGAAUGGCGCGGCACGAGCGACCACAACGUCACAGAGACGGCCUUCGACGCCGUCAAGUGCAAACUCUCCGCAGAGACGCUCGGCUACUUCCAGGACCCUUUCCUUCGCUUCUUCGUAGAGAAACCCACGCGGCGCAUCCCUCUGAUCCAUCGCGGUUAUUACCUGCGUCACGUAGCUGUUGCUCGCUGCGCUGAACUCUUCCUGUCGCAUUAUGCGACUUCAACCCAAGUCAACAUCGUGUCCUUGGGCGCUGGAUUCGACACGCUGUUCUUCCGGCUGCUGGAGCAACAGCAGUUCGCAGGAAAGCUUUCGUUUACGGAAGUGGACUGUGACGCUAUCGUGGGCGCGAAGACAAAGCUGCUGAAUGACGACAAUGUUCGAGCUGGACUAUUCCCGAAGGACAUGGACACCUUAACAGUAGCUGCACCUGUCGAUGGAAAGGCAACUUGGCAAUGCCAAGUGCCUAGCGCCUCGUACUCGCUUAUUGCUUGCGAUCUCGGGGACAUUCAGCGUCUGGAUUCCACUCUAAAUGCCGCUGGCGUGGAUCGUAGUCUGCCUACACUCAUUCUUGCAGAAUGCGUCCUGUCAUAUCUCGCUCCGGAGAAGGGCACGAUGCUGCUGCGUUGGCUUGCUGAGACUUUUUCGACUGGCUCCAUUGCGCUGUAUGACCCGAUUGGGCUUCAAGCAAAUGAAGAAGGCGACAGCGAUUCUCCAAGCAACAUUAAGCAGGAGUCAGGUGCAUUUGACUCGACACUACAGCGUUACUUUGCUGUAAAGGGCUGCACGCUUCGAGGUGCACGUGGAUACCGGACAGCAGCCGAUCACGCUCGUCGACUCCUUGCUCUUGGCCACUGGCAGAAUUGCCGUAUCCUCGACAUGAACGGUGUGUUCGCGGCAUGUACGACUACAGAGGAGAAGCGCAGAUUGGCAUUACUGGAACCUUUCGACGAAUAUGCCGACUUCAUGCUGUGCAACGCUCACUACGCCAUCUACCUAGCAGACAACUGCAAGGACCAAGACAAGGAGUGGGCUGCUAAUUUCGUGGCCCAAACGCACCAACACCGGUAUCUUCUGACCGGUAGCUGCGCUCCACAAGUGAAGGAACAGGAGCCAUCCGAUGUAGUGAUCAUUCGGACGUUCCAGCAUGAAGACUUGGCUGCUGUACGCUCACUGUUUGAGAGCACACACCUUGAAUUUGCCAAAGGUUCACGUGCUGUGCGUCAGUUCGUCGCGAACCGUCUUCGUGGUCCUAGCGGCGAUAUGUUCGAUGUGCAUCACGCUUUUCAAACUCGUCACAGUACUGGUAUCAUGACUUGUGGCUUCUGGGUAGCUGAAGUGUGCGGUGAAGUCGUCGGGUGUGUCGGUGUCAAGCCACUCGUUGGUCAAAAGACAAACUCGGAGGAUCAACGAAUUGCCGAACUCUGCCGUUUGAGCGUUGCGCCUGCACUUCGACGUCGUGGUGUGGCGUCAGCUUUGGUUCGAACUGUCGAGGCAUUCACCGCGUCCUGUGGUGCAUUCAACGAGAUCCGUCUCGAGACUAUUGGCGCAAUGGAAGGCGCUCAGCAGCUGUAUCGCACUCUUGGAUACGUUGAGCAAGUAGAGUGCGAGAAGCAGCACAGCUCGUUUAAGCUUGUACGUUUCCAAAAAACACUGUAGUCUCCCUAUAAAUACAGGAACCACAUGCGCAGCAUCUUCGCUAUUGAUCACAUCAUAUAAUGGAGCAACAGGAAGACCAGCAAGAAGUUCUAUCAGCUCGUGUCGCUGCCUUAGAGCAGCGGUAUGCUGCAAGUCUCGCGCAGUCUAACGGCUUAACACUGGAAUUGUCAGGUCUACAGUUGACUGAAUUCCCAACUCUCGAGGAGCUAAGCAGUAAAUUCCCACGUCUUCGGCAACUGAACAUUCGCCGGAACGCGUUGCAUUCGUUACCGGAAGGUUUGGCUCGAGCAUUCCCGCAGCUCGUCUCUCUGAAUGCAUGUGAAAAUGCACUUGAAGAGUUGUCUGCAGUUUCGAUCGGGGCUUUGCGUAGCCUUCAGCGUCUUAACGUUGCGCACAACCGCAUCCGUGAGCUCCCC